This is a messenger RNA of Chara braunii, 1265 nucleotides long. The record is from the annotation of a GenBank genome assembly. Lineage: Eukaryota; Viridiplantae; Streptophyta; Charophyceae; Charales; Characeae.
CCGUCGGAUUGGAUAACAAGAGGGAGCGGCUGAGAGUGCAAUUGUCGAUGACAUUAGUGGCACGCGCUGCCGUCGACCGUCCGCAGUGGAUGCAAUCCCCGUCUCCAUUGUCGGGAGGUUGCGUUGGGGGGCGAUGUGCGUCUGAAUGCGGACCGACGGACAAAGACGUCACAUGCGAGGGUGCCGAAGCAGAUGGGAGGCGUGUGUGGAAGGAACAAAAGCAGGAGAUGCGUCGAUGGCAAGAGGAGUCGAUAACCGAGGGGGUGCGGCGAUUGCGCGUGGGGGAGCAGGACGAGGAGGCAGACGGGGCAGUCGGGGGAGGCGACGACUACAACGACGAUAAACAAGGUGAGUGCGAAGCACAGGACGACGAGUCGGGGGAUGUGUUUCCGUUGCGGACGGCGAGCAUGGGCCGUCGGACCGGUAAGAGCAUGGCUUCGGUGUCGACAGCCAGGCGUGGAAAGAAGGCGGUGGGUGGUGGUGGCGAGGCCGAAGGCGACGGGGAGGGGGAGGGUGGCCGGAACUUCUGGUCAGUGGAGCACAUGGUCGGCGUGGACAGGCCGACAUACAAAUGCGGGAAGAAGUGGGAUAAUUUGAUGCAGCAGUUCAAGAAGGUGCAUUGCUUCCAGGUCAAGUCUUGGAAGGAGGACUUCUUCCAGCUGUCGACGAAGGAGAGGCUGGCGAGGGGGUUCAAUUUCAACAUGGAUCGGGCCGUCUAUGAAGAGAUCAAGGGAUCGACCGCAAGGAGUCAUACAAUACACCCGCAGAAUGUCGCAAACACCGGACGAGCAAGAGGUGUGCAACUUCCAUCCGGGUCUUCUGGUGGUCCUGAAUCUGUCGGCGAUGGGGAUGCAGGUGGCGAUGGCAACGACGAAGAUGAUAGCUCGACGAAGGGUUGUUCUCAGACCACGGGCAGCCCUAGCGGUGCCCGGAAAAGGAAGAACAUGAGGCAACGGACAUUCGAAGCCCUCACCGAGUGUAUGGAGAAGCACGGGACGCUAAUGGCAUCGACCAUGGAGAGCGCUAGCAAGAGGCAGUGCUCCAUCCAAAUUCGGCAAUGCGAAGUUAUGGAAGCGGAGCUGGAGGUGCAAAAGAAACACUACGUGGCAUCGGAUGAAGUGAGCAAGAUGAUGUGCCAUGCGCUGAUGGAGAUAGUGAAGGCCAUACGAGAUCGGUAGACGCCGCGGUCAGGAAGAGAGUCAAGAGACUGCCCAGGCGAAGGCGUCGACGUUUGUCCCCUUUUCCAGGCGGCGUGCCAGGAAUUC